Molecule: messenger RNA, 1224 nt
Organism: Daldinia decipiens
Lineage: Eukaryota; Fungi; Ascomycota; Sordariomycetes; Xylariales; Hypoxylaceae
Exons: 1
Coding region: 551-1168 (205 amino acids)
Biological process (GO): mitochondrial translation
Cellular component (GO): mitochondrial large ribosomal subunit
Molecular function (GO): structural constituent of ribosome
Source: RefSeq, a predicted model, not a curated record
AUACUUAUAUGGCGUUAUGCUCACCGGCUUGUCCGGAACUCUUCCAGGUUAAGAAGCUCACCUGAGCUCUUGGCAUGGUGUAGAAGGAAGCAUAUCGUGGCCUUGCGGACUUCAACGUCCACUGCAGACCAUCAAGGCUCUUCAUUUCAGUCCAUGAAGACCAAUGCUAUUGCUAAAGCCCAAUUGGCUCUUUUUUUGUCGUCAUCGUUGAAAGAAGAAAUCAAGGUCGAUGAGCUGAAGUUAGAAAGCUUCCGCUUAAAAAUCCCGAUAAGAUGGUAAAUAACGAUAACGAUAACGAUAACGAUAAAGAUAAUGAUGAUAACGGAUCUGACAGCCGCAACCGGGCCGGCAAGCUCAACUGAAUCAAAAUUUCCAACUUUCACUCCACCAAAAAAAGUCGAGCAUAAGAAACAUCGAUUAUAUCGCCGAUAAAAGAGAUGGCAGCGAAAAGAACGAACUGAUUGAAGAAGCGCCGGGCUGGAUAAUUGAGAAAUCACACUUGUAAUCCCCAUUUGGGCCGAAUAAAUAUAUAUAAGACACACCUACUACAAUGGCGGCCAGACUCUCAAGCGCCAUAUCACGGCGUCCAAAUAUAACCACCAGCAUUCACAUCCCUCAACCCUCCAUAUUAAAACCCUCGCACACGCCAUUCUCUCACACACCCUCACGAGCCGCAACAAUCAUCCGUCGGCCGCGCCGACCGUAUACAUUCACCCAGCUCGUCCAGCAAACAGACGGAUCAACAUACACGCAGCGCACGACGUCGCCGAUCGCGCUAUACAAGAGCACUAAGGACACGCGCAACCACAUUCUAUGGCAGCCCUCUGACAGUUCCCUGCGCAAUGUCGAGGUCGACGAGGCCGGUAAGCUGGCUGCUUUCCGUGGCAGGUUCGGACGCGGAUGGGAUAUCGAGGGGGCGCGGGAGGAGGACGCUGAUGCUGACGCUGACGCUGACGCUGACGCCGCUACUGUGGAGGGCGGUGAAAGUACCGAGGGAGCCGAGGGGGCUGCAGGAAAACCAGCUGCCGCAGAUGAGAAGACGACCAAGAGUGACCCUGCAGAUGGGCGUUACGAUGUACUAAGCGAUUUGAUAUCGAACUACUCAACCAACCAGGACCAGAUUAAAGAGUCGGCUAGACCGGCCAAACAGUCGGGAAAGAAGAAGUAGGGACGGGGAUUAUAGAAAAGUGAAGUGGAAGCUUGAGCUUACCGACAUUCUAGAAG